AUGUCUGCACAGCCUGUAUACCCCCGAGUAUCUAUCGCAUUCUGCACACAAUGCAAAUGGCUCCUGCGAGCGGCGUGGUAUGCUCAGGAACUGAUGUCUACAUUCUCAACGGACAUUGGGGAGGUCGCACUGCAACCUUCGACAGGCGGCACGUUUAUCGUGACACUCUCCACCGGACCCAAUGAAGAUCACCUAGUAUGGGAUCGGAAAGCUGAAGGAGGAUUUCCGGAUUCGAAAGAUUUGAAGAAGAGGAUUAGGAACGUCAUCCAACCUGAGCGGGACCUGGGACACGUUGAUAAGCAUGGAUCUGCGGAAGGGUUGGGUGCUGCCAAAGACAAGAAGGAGCCGAAAGAGAAGAUUGAGUCAGCGGAGGGUGCGGUACAAGAAGAUGCGGAGACUGGGGAACCGGCGGAGACGGAGGAGAUUUGCCUGGAUUGUCAGUGAUCAUCUAAAAGGAGCAUUGACUCCAGUUAGUACAGCAUACACACUUGGGCAAUGACACAAGUCAAACCCAAUUGCGAAACAGAUGAGGGAGAUGUUGACAAUACAAAUUCCAUUGCACGUCAC
This is a messenger RNA of Saitoella complicata NRRL Y-17804, 567 nucleotides long. RefSeq lists its product as uncharacterized. Bases 1 to 444 code for a protein of 147 amino acids. The record is from RefSeq and is a predicted model, not a curated record. The transcript has 4 exons. Lineage: Eukaryota; Fungi; Ascomycota; Saitoellomycetes; Saitoellales; Saitoellaceae.